Molecule: messenger RNA, 910 nt
Organism: Ochlerotatus camptorhynchus
Lineage: Eukaryota; Metazoa; Arthropoda; Insecta; Diptera; Culicidae
Exons: 2
Coding region: 32-895 (287 amino acids)
Source: RefSeq, a predicted model, not a curated record
AAUUGAUAUUGAUAUUCAGUAUCUCCGGAAAAUGAACCACUGUUGUGUGAUAUCGUGCUUGAAUAAAAGAAAUGAUAAAAGGCACAAAUUCUUCGCCUUCCCUUCAGAUUUGGAUGUGUGUACACAAUGGGUAGACUUUUGCCACUGUCCUGAGAUUUCAGAGCGACUUACUUCCGGUGGACCGUACGGUUUGCGUAAGUUUACUAUCUGCUCGGAACAUUUUGAACCAUCGGCAGUGAAAGCCGUUGACUGGAAUGGUCAACUACCUGUAAAUACGGUACCUGUUAGAAUUGGGAAAACACACAUGACUCAGGACAUGCUUCUCGAAAAAGGUUUUACCCUUGAGCCACAAACAGAUAAUGAAGCACAUUCAAUUGAUCAGGUUUUAGUUGAAAUGCUCAGUCCAGAAGAAAUGGAUAACGAACCUGAAGAUGAAUCAAACUUUGAGUUCGUAGGAGUCAAGCGCAUAAAGAUGGAACAACUAGAGCUACAAUUUGAGGAUGAAAUAAAGCAGGAACCUGUUGAACAAGAGCAACCGCAGACUGCUGUGGAGGAACGAGCAACAAAAGAAGAGUGUUCUGCAGCUCCAGUAACGCAAAAGCAGGAACCUUGCGUGUAUUGUGUAAAUUUCAAGCCCCGCUACGAAUACGAACUAAAGAAAAAUAAGCGACUUGAAGAAGUUAUUGCUCAAAACAAGAAAAAGAUUGCUAAUGAGACUACCAAAAUGCAGAAAUUGCAUGAUCGAUUCACAUUGAAAAAAUUGAAGCGUAAUGAGCUGAGGAAGAAAUUCUCUGAGCUCAGGAAACGAUGCAAGAAGGGAAUCCCACUCGACACGAUUACGGAACCGGUAACAGAAAGCGAUGACGACGAUGAUGAGGCCGGGGCAUGGUGGUAAACAUUCCAAAAUACU